AUGCCGGACGAUGCUGUUGCCUCUCAGCUGCUGGUGAACAACGUGGUGGUGGACAACGCGGACGUGGAGACGGACCGCGGCGUGGUGCACGGAGUGGCGCGCGUGCUGCACGUGCUGCACAACCGCUGUGACACCAACGAGACCACGGUCACUCUGAGCAAAUGCUCGAGCUGCCAGUUCAAGCCCGACUGCCCUGUUGGCACGGUGCCCGUGGAGGGUCCGGGCCCACGCCGCAAGUCGAACUGCAUCUACCUCCGCUACUUCCUGGGCCGCCGGCAGAUGUUCCUGGGCUGCCGCUCCAACUGUGCACGCACCGUCAUCACGACCGACUGCUGCGAGGGCUUCUUUGGGCCCCCGUGUGCCGCGUGCCCGGGCCAGGUGGAGGCGGCGGGCGAGGGGGGCGGGGCGUGCGGGGGCCACGGGAUCUGCAGCGACGGGCUCAACGGCACCGGUGCGUGCGCGUGCCAGGAGGGCUACACGGGGCGCGCGUGCCAGCAGUGCGAGCCCGGCAAGUUCGGCCACAGCUGCCUGCAAGACUGCGCGUGCGUCAACGGGCGCUGCCGGGACGGCGAGCAGGGCGACGGGAGCUGCGGCUGCGCCGUGGGCUGGCGUGGAAUCCGCUGCGACGAGCGAAUAAAAGAUGACCUUUGCAACAAGACGUGCCACUCCAGUGCCAACUGUGUGGCUGGCGCUGCUGUAGGUGGCGUCCCGUCGUGCGUUUGUGCCGCGGGGUUCACGGGGAACGGCAGCGACUGCACGGCGGUGAACGCGUGCGAGAGAGACAACGGGGGAUGCUCGGUGUUCGCUUCGUGCACCCGCACCCAGCCCGGCCUUCGCAUCUGCACCUGCAUGCAGGGAUUCACUGGGGAUGGAGUCAUCUGUGAAGAAAUUGAUCCGUGCCUGGAAAACAACGGCGGGUGCCACGCCAACGCAGAGUGCACGCGCAUCGGGCCCAACAAGGGCGUGUGCAACUGCCUGCGCGGCUUCCAGGGAGAUGGGAAAUCAUCCUGCGAGUCCAUCAACCCGUGCCGCGUGGGCAAUGGCGGCUGCAGCCUCUAUGGCAAAUGCAACCACACGGGCCCUGGGACCAGCACGUGCACCUGCAACCCGAGCUACGUGGGCGACGGGUACACCUGCCGGGGCACGGUCUUCCAGGAGCUCUCCAUCCACUCCGAGACCGGGGGGUUCUUCCUCCAGCUGCAGAGGAACAAGAUGGCGGAGCUGGCUGGGCCGGGCCCUUUCACCGUCUUCGUGCCGACAAACGCGGCCUUCAAGAGGGACAAGAAGCUGCUGGAGGAGGUGGUGGCGCGGGGGCAGCUGUCGCAGCUGCUGUGGCACCACGUGGUCGCGUGCAACCAACUCAUGAUGGCCGACCUGCUCGCCCUGCCAGCGCUCGUGUCACUGCACGGGGAGGCCCUGACCCUCGCCCGCUCGCCACAGGUUGGCGGCGACGCAGCGUCGGUGCUGGUGGGCGGCGUGGCGCACAUCACGGCCAGCGACUACGUGGCGUCCAACGGCGUCUUGCACAUGCUCGAUCGGCUGCUGGUGCCCAAGCGCAUGCAGGCCUUCGAGCGCACGACCAGCGGACUCUCCUCCGUGCUGAAAAACAUUACUGCUGUGGCAGAAGAUCAUGGAUAUUCAGAGUUUGUGAGUCUGCUCGCGAAGUGUGGGCUGCUGGCGCUGGUGGCCGAGCCGCUGCACCGCCCCUACACCAUGCUGUGGCCCACGGACGCGGCGCUGCGCUCACUGCCGCCCGCGCGGCGCGACUUCCUGUACGCGCCGGCGCAGCGCGACCGGCUCGCAGAGCACCUCAAGUUCCACAUGGUCCGCGACGCCAAGGUGCUGGCAUCCGACAUGCCGACGGUGGGGCCGCUCUUGACCAUGCAAGGCUCCGAGAUCUCCUUCUCCUGCUCCACGUCCAACGCCACGGGCGAGCUCUUCGUGAACGAGGGGAGCGCCCGCAUCGUGCAGCGUGCGCUCGAGUUUGACGGGGGGCUGCUGUACGGCCUCGACGCACUGCUGCAGCCGCCCAGUGUCGGGGGACGCUGCGACGUCUUCACCACUAUCGACAUCAAGGGAGACUGUGGGAACUGCGCUCGAUUGCCGCCAUGUCCAGGGUCAACCAAGUCGAAGGACAAGAUUGUGCGCUGCUCCUACAGCUCGCUGUUUGGCGCGCUGCGAGACGGCUGCCGACGCGACUGCGCCCUCUCCGUGUGGCACCAGCAGUGCUGCGCCGGCUUCUACGGCCGGGACUGCCGGCCGUGCCCCGGUGGAGCGGCGAGGCCGUGCGGCCGCCGUGGCGUGUGCGAGGACGGCUCGGCGGGGAGCGGCACGUGUCGCUGCCAGGCCGCCUUCAACGGCACCGCGUGCGAGGAGUGCACGCCCGGGAGAUACGGGCCCUCCUGCAAACCGUGCAUGUGCAGUGCCACGGGCACGUGUGACGAGGGUGUGGCGGGUAGCGGGUCGUGCUUCUGUGCCGAGGGGUGGACCGGCAAGCGAUGCGACACCAAGCUCGCCCGGAAGCCGGUGUGCGUCCCCGCGUGCCACAAGAACGCAAUUUGCCGGGACAACAGCACGUGCAUCUGCAAGCCGGUGUACGAGGGCGACGGAGUCUCCUGCAAGCUGGUGAGCCUGUGCAAGCAGGCCAACGGCGGCUGCCACAAGUGGGCCGGCUGCUACCAGAAGGGUACGAAGGUGGAGUGCCGCUGCCGCACCGGCUACGAGGGCGACGGGCGCGUGUGCCGCUGGCAGGACCGCUGCGCCAACGACAACAACGGAGGGUGCAGCGAGAACGCGGCGUGCACCAUGACGGGACCGAACAAGCGGCGGUGCACGUGCGGCGCCGGCUUCGUGGGCAACGGGGAGCAGUGCCUGCCCGUGGCGGCGCCGCCAAUCGACCGCUGCCUGGUGGACAACGGACGGUGCCACCCCGACGCCACCUGCACCGACCUCCACCACGCGGAGGGCGUGGCCGGUGUGUCCCACGUGCGCUCCGCCAAGGGGCAGUACCUUCUGAACCGCACGCAAGCGGAGGAGGCGUGCGCAUCACAGGGGGCGACCAUCGCCACCUUCAGCCAGCUGUCUGCCGCACAGCAGGUGGGUCUGCACCUGUGCUCCGUGGGCUGGCUGGCGGGCGGGCGGGCCGGCUACCCCACCAUCUACCCGAGCAAGCGCUGCGGCCUCGGGGUCGUGGGCGUCGUGGACUACGGGGAGCGGCUCAACCAGAGCGAGCUCUGGGACGUCUACUGCUUCCGCGUCAAAGAGGUGCGGUGCGCGUGCACGGACGGCUUCGUGGGCGACGGCUUCUCCUGCAACGGCGACGUCCUGCAGGUGCUGGCCGGCCUGCCCGGCCACGCCACCUUCUACGCGGCCCUGCUGGCUUUUGCCAACGCGAGCGACAUCGGCCGGGAACUCAUGGAGGCGCUGGGUGGCGGCGACGACAACAUCACCCUCUUCCUGCCGGCCGACAGCGGAUUCGGGGCUAACGAGACGCUGUCGUGGCGGGACGUGUCCCAGCACGUGGUGGCCCCGGCCCGUGGCCGUGUCCGCUACGCGGCGCCACCGAGGGCCUCGCGCUGCCUCACGCAGCGGGGGGGUGAGGAAUGCGCGCGCCCUGAUCAGAUUCCCAACGGGAAGUGGGAGGGGAACGUCACCAUUGGCAGCAGCAUCACCUACUCGUGCGACGAGCAUUUCAGACUGGAGGGCGAGAGCACGCUCACCUGCCUAGAGACUAAGGAGUGGUCGUUCCUGCCUCCUGCGUGCGACCCGUUCUGCGGAAAACCACCUCCACAGCGUCACGCACAGCUUGCCAUAGCUUACGACCGCAGGGAACUCUACCGCGUAGAUCAGUACGCGUACUUCUACUGCGACGAGUACUACAGGUCUCCCUCACCUGGCUUUUACCUGACCUGCAAGCAAGAGGGUGGCCGAACGACUUGGGACACGGAUCACCGGCGGUGCAAUCGUGAGGAAUGCGAGCGCCCUGAUCAGAUUCCCAACGGCAAGUGGGAGGGGAACGUCACCACUGGCAGCAGCAUCACCUACUCGUGCGACGAGCAUUUCAGGCUGCAGGGCAACAGAACUCUGGUUUGCCUCUACAAUCAUCAGUGGUCAUCAUCGCCCCCCGCAUGUAAACCGUUCUGCGGCAAACCACCUUCACAGCCCCACGCGAAGUUUUCUCCAGUGAACGACGACAAACAGCAGUACUUCGAAAACCAGACGGUCCACUUUGACUGCGACGAGGACUACAAGUCUCCGUCAGAUGGGUUUGACUUGUACUGCAGAAGAAAGGGUGACAUGAUGGCUUGGGAUGCGGACCACAAGCGGUGCAACCGUGAGGAAGGCGAGCGCCCUGAUAAGAUUCCCAACGGGAAGUGGGAGGGGAACGUCACCACAGGCAGCAGCAUCACCUACUCGUGCGACGAGCAGUGA
Molecule: messenger RNA, 4431 nt
Organism: Lethenteron reissneri (Far Eastern brook lamprey)
Lineage: Eukaryota; Metazoa; Chordata; Hyperoartia; Petromyzontiformes; Petromyzontidae
Product: stabilin-2-like
Biological process (GO): cell adhesion
Molecular function (GO): hyaluronic acid binding
Source: RefSeq, a predicted model, not a curated record